CAGCAGCAGAACGAGUGCGAGAGAGACGAGACAGGCAGAGAACUGACACGUGGAUUAACCAUAUUAAAUAGAAUCAUUUUUUAAAAAUUGAUAUUACUUAAUUUUUCACCAGUACGAUGUUUCAAGUGUUUCCAAAAGUGCUGGUUCUGGUGUGUGCAUGUGCUGCCUCAGCUGCGAUCAACAACGAGGAAACACCUCCAAUAAUAGUUCAUAUGUUCGAAGCAGUGGAGAUUAAAGAGGAAAUUACUCAUUAUGAAAGUACAAAAAGGCCUAAUGAAAACAGCAACAGCAGUAUGUUGAUGCAUAAUGAAACUAACAUAAACGGAACGGGGUUGCUGAAUGUAACCAGCAUCAAGAGGGUGAAAAUCUCAGAAGAAGCCCUUUUGUUUCUCACAGGCUCUGUGUCCACCAUCCUCAUCCCUUCCUUCUACACACUGAUCUGCCUCAUCAGCUUGCCGAUCAACAUCUGUGCAGUGGUGGCCUUCACUCUGAAGAUCAAACCCAAGAAGCCGGCGGCCAUCUACAUGUUGAAUCUGGCCUGUGCCGAUCUGCUCUUUGCUGUGCUGCUCCCCUUCAAGAUCUCCUACCACUUUGGAGGCAACAACUGGAUAUUCGGCUCGCUCAUGUGCCGUGUGGUCACUGCAGCCUUCUACUGGAACAUGUACUGCUCUGUUCUGCUCAUAACUUGCAUCAGUGUGGACCGUCUCCUUGCUGUAGUCUAUCCUCUUGACUCUCUGCGUUGGAGGACGCCAAGGAACACAAUCAUGGCCUGCGUCGCCAUGUGGAUAUUAUCCUUCGCUGGCACUGUGCCCCUUGUCCUCCACGACCAGACUUUUCACCUCAGUCAGCUGAACAUCACCACCUGCCACGACGUCCAGUCUGUGCACGAGAUAAUCUGGUACUACAAGAUCUACUUCAUCGCCCUGUGCUGCGCCUUCUUCUUCUUGCCUCUGCUCAUCACAGUGGUGUCCUACACUCGUGUGAUCUGGGCACUGAGCAGAGUCCCACGCGGCGUUCUAGGACGUUCACGCAGGAGAACGAGAGCAGUAGUGAUGGCUGGAACAGUGCUGGUGAUAUUUGUGCUGUGUUUCACACCCACAAACUGUCUACUGAUGGCCCACUAUCUGCAAUUUAACGGAGGUGCUGAGGCGAUCCAAGAGAGCACUGAAGGCUCCUACGCAGCCUAUCUCGUGUUAAUGUGUUUAGGAAGUCUGAACUGCCUCCUGGAUCCCCUGGUCUACUACUAUGGCUCAUCCCAGUGCCAGAAACAACUAUCCAGCACACUGAGGUGUGAGAAGAUUUUGGAGGGCUGUAGUGGACAUUCCUUUUCUGGCCUCAGUUCUCGCUUAGCAAGGAUGAGAACAACCAGAUCCAGUGACCUGCAGGUUGACGUCCCCCCAGUCUUCAUACCAUAAAAACUCAAUUUUGGAGGCAAAAUUAAAACCAGGGUUUCUUCCAAACCAAAUGCUUUCAAUCAGAUAAAAUAGAUAUACUAUGUGACCAACACUGCAGAAUAGUCGGAUGGAUCUGUCUGUUCAGCAGUGGUCAACAAGCAAUGACGCCCUGAACAUAUGCUCAAUUCAAAAACACUGCUUCCCCUGCCUCUCUCUCUUCCCAGAGGUGGGGCGAUCACAGACGUAUGUCAUGAAACCACAUUCCAUUCUGUUCUGAAAACCAGCUCAUUUUAUUGAAUGACUGAAGCAAAGUGCAAAUAAUGUUUAAACUGUCUUGAUCUGGUUAAUAUUGUUUUAUUUCUGCUUUUAGGUAAUUUGAUAUAAAUUCCAAAAGUUAUUUACCCACAAAAUGCAGCUAAACAUGUACAAUUGAACUAUACUGCAACUAGUAAUGCUAUCCUGUAUUCAAUUCAUAUAAUGCUAGAUACAUUUUGUUAUGAUAGUUGAUUACACUGUUUUCUGUAAUUUUGUUAUAAUCUAAUACACCUUCUGCUUGACAUACAUUUAUAUAUUAUAUUAUAAAAUAUACCCUCACCAUAUAUUAGUAGAGCUACAUGAUUUGGCAGUGAUUACUGAGCAUUUUUUUGAGUAUAUUUAUUGAACACGCUUCUCUUAAACUUGAAAAUGUAAGGA
Molecule: messenger RNA, 2087 nt
Organism: Pleuronectes platessa (European plaice)
Lineage: Eukaryota; Metazoa; Chordata; Actinopteri; Pleuronectiformes; Pleuronectidae
Product: proteinase-activated receptor 1
Exons: 2
Coding region: 117-1415 (432 amino acids)
Biological process (GO): thrombin-activated receptor signaling pathway; positive regulation of blood coagulation; positive regulation of Rho protein signal transduction
Cellular component (GO): membrane
Molecular function (GO): thrombin-activated receptor activity
Source: RefSeq, a predicted model, not a curated record